AUUUCAUAGCAUCCCCCAACCCAACACCAUCGUUUUGACCCUGUCUCUCUCUCUCUCUCUCUCUCUCAGUACUCAAAAAACCCUCACUCACUCACUUCAUUCAAACCUCUGCUUGCUAAUCAUUAUGGACGAUGACCAGUAUGGCCUGCCGGAUCUCCGGCGACUCAUGCCUCCUGGCACCCAUUUCCCGGCUAUCUCCCACCCCCUCGAGCCCUUCUCCCUUCACCGGAACCUUCAUCUAGGGACCGCUCUCCCGCCGCCGCCCUCAUCCCACUUCGGCCCAUCAAUUCAUCAUCAUCAUGUCGUCCCCAACAUCAACACUCAGUAUAACCCCCCACAAGGCAUCAGUUUUGCUACAGGCACCGAUCCAUCGCCCAGCUCAGCUCCCAUGAAUUCCGGUGCCGCCAUGUCACCGUUGUGUGGAAUGGAACCGGAGUGUGGGGAAAGGUUGAUGGACAGUGGAAGUAGCAGUAGCAGGUGGCCGAGGCAGGAGACCUUAACCCUUCUGGAGAUCAGAUCCAGUCUUGAUUCCAAGUUCAAAGAAGCUAAUCACAAAGGUCCCUUGUGGGACGAAGUCUCUAGGAUAAUGUCAGAGGAACAUGGGUACCACAGAAGCGGGAAGAAAUGCAGGGAGAAGUUCGAAAACUUGUACAAGUAUUACAAGAAAACGAAGGAGGGAAAAACUGGGAGGCAAGAUGGCAAGAAUUAUCGGUUCUUUCGUCAACUUGAAGCCAUAUACGGAGAAUCAGCGUCAUCUGCUAGUAACCGAUUACGAGAAGCUAAUAAUAACUAUAAUUGGCAAGACCAAAAUAAGCUUUCUGAGAGCCUUAGUUUCUCAAUCUCCAACUCCUCCCACGACUUAGAGACCUCGUCUUCAGAGAACAAUGAGGAGUAUCAUGACUUAUCGGCCAUGGCCUUUGCAAUGAGUCAAUCGAUGGACAAGGAGAAGAAGAAAUUACUCCACAUUGAUGAAGAGGGCCAAGCUAAUGAGAGCGGUAGAAGGUUAGGGUGGAAGGAGAAAGUGAAGGCCUUCAUAGAUUCACAGAUGAGGAAGCUAAUGGAGAGACAAGAGGCUUGGAUGGACAACAUGUUGAAGACCAUCGAACAAAGGGAGCAAGAGAGGGCGUGGAGAGAGAUAGAGUGGCGGAAGCAAGAGACAGCCCGGUUCGAUCGGGAACACGAACUUUGGGCAAAGGAGAGGGCAUGGAUCGAGGCCAGAGAUGCCGCUCUGAUGGAGGCCUUGAAGAAAUUCACUGCUGGGAAUGAGCAACUGAUCAGCGUGAACCUUUCGCUUUCCAAGGCACAGCUACUACCUGGGAGGGAUCAGAAUCAGGUUGAAAGUAACAUGAACGAGUCCGAGACAUGGAGCCUCAUACAGCUGAGGACGAGCUUAGACCCGAGCUUUCAAGAGUGUGGAUACUCGAGUGAUGGGCUUUGGGAGGUGAUAGCCGCUAAAAUGACGUGUCUAGGACACAAUCUCAGUGCAGCCGAGUGCAAGGAGAAGUGGGAGAACAUCAAAGCUUCUUUUAGCAAGAUAGCCGAUGGUAACAAAAAGGCGGAUUAGCUUCAUACUUAUAUCCACAGUGCGUGACUUUCCAGUUUGGCUUCUAAUAAUUAUAAUAUCUAUAUAAAUGUCGUGUUCUUGAGCUCAUAUCCGUUUCUCAAUUCAUACCUAUCUGUUGGCUAGUGAAUUGGAGGCGUUUGGACUGAUUGAGUAGCUUCUCAUAUAGUUGACUCAUUGGCUUAGUGAGAAAGGAAUAACUAUAUAUUGAGCAUCUGAUCAUCGAUGUAUGUAGCAGCUAGUUGACAGUUUAUUCAAUCUUUGUUCAAUACGAUUACGAAGUUCUCAAGAAGCGUGAGACCAUAAGAGGAGAUCGCAAGGAUGGGACAGUGUGUCUAUGGCAGGAACUGAUCAAGAUUUUAUUAUCUUGGGCCCGGGGUUUUUUAAGGGUUUUUAUUAAUUAUUUCUUUGUUCACAAGUUAGGUUUUCUUCCUGUAGGUGAGAGUAUUAAAUGGCUUCUCAGUUCAUAAGCUGGUCUCAGGAUUGCAGGACAGUCAUUUAAUUAAUUUCCUACAGAAGUGUUUCUUU
Messenger RNA from Punica granatum (pomegranate), 2089 nucleotides. Lineage: Eukaryota; Viridiplantae; Streptophyta; Magnoliopsida; Myrtales; Lythraceae. The record is from RefSeq and is a predicted model, not a curated record.